CUCUCAAGCGUCUUCUUCCAAAUUCUGAAGGAGCAUCCUGGUCCAGCUCCUUUCUGUCGCGAUAGUGGAUGGCAUCAGAGUCAUGUGAAGCUAAUCGCCUGUGCCGAUCAGAGAUCCACUGAUCUAUACAAAAUAGCCAUCUCAAGGAUUGGCGAAGUAUGGCCUGGGUCUAAACUCGAGGUAAUUUCAAGGGAUGACAUCCCUAGUUUACCAAGAGCUAGGGCCUGGUUACCAGCGGAGCCAUCAGACCCUAAACAAAUCCUUGAGAUGCUUCGGGUAUGCAAUCCAGAGCUUCCUACAUCGUCUUGGAAGGUCACAAAGCUGGACGAUCCCAAGGGCGAGUACCGAAGCGCUACUUUCGUAGUCUGCAAGGACUCGGCGGACGCACUGGCGCGAUCGGACGGUGUAGUAAGCUAUGGGUUUUCGUCCAUAACUCUGAGGGUCUACAACAAGGACAAGGCGCCUAACUUAAAGGACCCGGUUGGAGCUGAGAUAGGCCCCACGGCGGAAUCUGGCUCCGGUCCUAACACUGCUACAGCGCUACGGAAGGCAUCUACUGACGGCAGUAUCUCUUCCUUGUUAGAUAGAGUACUUGAUACUACUCUCACUGAUGAGGAAGAGCUACUGGCGUCAGAUUCAGAUGAGCCCAACAAAACGGUGGUGGAGAGGAAGCCCAGUAACCAUGAUGUUACGGGUUCUUCAGAUUAACCUUCACCACUCAAAGGUUGCGUCCGCCAACCUCAUAAUCCACCUGGCCAAAGGUGGACAUCAUAUUGUCCUGAUUCAAGAACCAUGGGUAUCACAUGGACUUGUGUGCGGACUAAGGACUCAACAAUAUAAACUGAUGUAUGCUCGCAACAAAGCGACACCGAUCAAUUGACCAUUAGCCUGGAGUCGGGAAAUGAACGGAUGUGGCUAUCUUCCUGCUACCUCGCACAUGACCACGAGGAGCUACCGAGAUCAAUAUUCAAAGAUCUGGUAGCGCAGGCGCAGAAGCUUGGCGCAAAGCUAAUCAUUGGUGCGGAUGUAAAUGCGCAUCACGAGAUAUGGGGCAGCACUGAUACCAACG
Messenger RNA from Anastrepha obliqua, 1069 nucleotides. RefSeq lists its product as uncharacterized. The coding region runs from base 268 to 708 and encodes 146 amino acids. The record is from RefSeq and is a predicted model, not a curated record. Lineage: Eukaryota; Metazoa; Arthropoda; Insecta; Diptera; Tephritidae. The transcript has 2 exons.